Amphibalanus amphitrite is the source of this 5470-nucleotide messenger RNA. RefSeq names its product adhesion G protein-coupled receptor L1-like. The transcript has 19 exons. Gene Ontology annotation, molecular function: G protein-coupled receptor activity. Gene Ontology annotation, cellular component: membrane. Gene Ontology annotation, biological process: cell surface receptor signaling pathway; adenylate cyclase-activating G protein-coupled receptor signaling pathway. NCBI's taxonomy places the organism in Eukaryota, Metazoa, Arthropoda, Thecostraca, Balanomorpha, Balanidae. The record is from RefSeq and is a predicted model, not a curated record. Bases 363 to 4175 code for a protein of 1270 amino acids.
CGAGGUGGUGCACCCGCUGUUGUUCGACCGCCGGUAUCGUGCUGUCGGCCGGUCCGUUGUGAUUCUAGUGACGUCACUCGGGCCGUUAUUGGUGGCCAGUGUGUGUAUACUGCGUCUUUGUGUGCGUCACAUUUGUCGGCUGACAUCAGCUCAGUGUUGGCUGCCGACGCGAUAAGGCUGUCAUUGGCGGCUCUGGCGGUUCGGAUAAGAUAGGGCUAUGAUCGACACCGCCAGAAGCCCGGCCGACAUCAGUGAGCGGCCAGCUGCCGGAAGCACCGCCCCGUCGAGGGCGCGGCACUGGUCUGCCGUUCGAGAGGCGCUGACCAGGAGCGGUGGCUGUGAACGUUUGAGCCGAACGGCGCAUGCUGCCGCGGAGGAUGCACCGAUCGGCGGGUCCUCGACGGCCGGCCGACUGGCCCCCACCCCUGCGGAGGGGUCUGCUGGGCCCAGCACUGCUGCUGGCGGUCCUGCUGAUGACCAGCUCCAGCGCCAGGGCGUCCUCCAGCGCCAGGGCGUCCUCCAACACCGUAUCUCGACUGCUGGGCUGUCGGACGGCCGCGGAGGACCAGCUGCUGCAGGGGGCGGCGUUCAGCACGCCAGCAGACGGGGUCGACUGCGCCGCCGUCUGCCAGCAGCAGGAGUCGCUGCUGGCCGUCAGCGGCCAGCGCUGGUGUUUCUGUGUGAACCAGCCGGUCAGCGCCGCGGAACUGACGGCCAACUGUUCCGGUACCGCGCCGGACGGCCUGCAGCUCCUGCACGUGUACUCCGUCACUGAGCCGGCGGCGGGGGGCGCCGCACUCCUCUCCGAGCGGCCGCCGUCCCCGGCCAGCCCCGUGUCGGAGCGCUUCCAGGUCGGCUCGGUGUAUCUCCAGUUCGACCGGUGUGCCCUCUCCACCGGCAGCAGCAACGAGCCGGCCAAACAGGUGGACCUGUGCGUGCACACGUGCAGCGUCAACUUCGGCGGCGGGUUCAUGGCGCUCGGCCCGUCCGAGGGCAACUCUGUGCUGUACGAGUGCCACUGCAGCGACCAAGACCUCUUUGGCAAGUCGCUCGACCCCGCCAUGUGCGUGGAGCAGUGCAAGCGCCCCGGCGAGGUUCUUCACGACACCACGUGUGGUGGUAAGACGUCCGACGGCGCCACGGCGCUCAGCGUCUACCGCCUGCUGGACGACAUCCCCGGCUCGACGCCGACGCCGGUGACGACGCGCAGCUCGACGGGCCUCUCGUCGUCGGUGAGCGGCUUCACGGACUCGGCGUGUCCGGACGGCGGCGUCCAGGUGGGCGGCGGCAGCUGCUACCGACCCGAGGCCGUCACCGGCGACAUGACCCGACCAGACGACCCUCGCACCUACCAGGAGGCGGUCGACGCGUGCUCUCGACUAUCAAACGGCGGCUGGCGGCCCUGGGCAGUUGAGACCAAGGAGGAGCGCGAUUCCGUGUUUCAGAUCCUGCUAGUUGACAUGGGCUUCCUUCAAGACACGAAUGACGUGGUGACCAGCGGCACGGUGCAGGCGGACGGCUCCACGGUGCAGUGGGCCGACUGGCCCGGUGACCCGGCCGCCGGCUGGCUGGCCGGCACCACCAGCGGCACGCCCACAGCCGGCGACGUGCUCGUCUGGGAGAACAUCCAGGGCGCCAGCGCCGAGACCACCACAAUGCGCUACUACCCACCGGACAGCCUGCCCAGCACGGUGGCCGUCAUCUGCGAGCUGCCCACCGCAACCACCACCUCAUCGACCACACCAGAAACUACGACGUCUUCUCCCACAACUACGGAUCUGACGUCAACAACUGCGGACACCACGUCAUCCACAACCGCCGCUACAUCAACCACACCCGAGCCCCGACCAUCGACGACAUCUUCUCCCACAACCACGGAUCUGGCGUCAACAACUCCGGACACCACGCCAUCCACUGCAACAUCAACCACGCCCGAGCCCCGACCGCCAUCACCAGACGACGUCAUCAAUGACCUCAUCGACAACUUGAAUGGAACGACAUCGUCCAACAUCACCGAGUCAGACAUUAUCGAGACGGUUGAUCAGCUGGAUACCAUUAUAGAUGCUCAGUUGAACGAGAGUUACGGCCUGCCUCCCGACGAGAGGCUCGACAAUGACCGGCAGUUCACCGUGGACUUUGUACAGCUGGUGGACACCCUGCUCCGUGCCACAGAUGCCUGGAACAACAUGACACAGAGUCAGAUGGAGGAGACCUCCACCAAGCUGAUGGCCAGCACGGAAGCGGCCGGGUUCAUGCUGGCAAACAGCACUGCCGUGGCCGGCUAUGACGAUGUGAUAGAGACAUCCCAGGCGUCGCUGACGCUGUCAGCCAGUUCCGUGAACAGGAACAGCAGCGGCGGGUUCCGUUUCCCGAGUGAGUCGGCGGCGUCCAGCUGGAUCUGGCUGCCCGUCGGGUACGCCGCACAGGUCGCCGCUGACCUGAGGUCAGACCGGCUGGCACAGGUGGGCGUCCUGUACCACACCCGGCUGAUGGAGCUCAUGCUCUCGCCCGCCAAUAACAGUAUGGACGACGUCGGGAAGCGUCUGAACUCCCCUGUGCUGAGUUUCUCGCUCGGCGACGGGGACGCCCGGGUGCAACUGCCCGGUCUCAUGGGUGCGCAGCUUCACCUGCAGUACUCCCUGACAGAGCGGGAGCCGGCACAGACAGAGGUGUGGAGACACCUGCACCCUGGCGAGGAGCCCUCGGCCGUCAGAGGCACGGCCGUCUGCGCCUACUGGAACGAGACACUAAGUGAAUGGAGAACCGAUGGCUGUCGACUCGAGACGAGUGCCUCCAGCAAACACCACGCCUCUUGCGUCUGCGAACAUCUCACCAGCUUCGCCAUUCUCAUGGACUAUCACGAAUACGUGGGAACACCCGAGUCCCUGAACAUGCUGACCUGGGUGCUGGGCUCACUGUCACUGAUCGGACUCGUCAUCACCUGGAUUAUUUUCACGUGCAACAGGUCUCUGCGGUGCACGCGCACCACCAUCACUCGCCACCUGUGCGCCACGUACGCCGUCGGGCUGACGCUGCUGCUCACCGUGAUGGAUCGGCGACUGGUCUAUCUGGAGCCGGCGGCCUGCACCGUCGCCGGCAUGGCCAUCCACUACAGCUUCCUGGCCGUGUUCGCCUGGACUAUGGUCGAGGGCAUUCACCUGUACAAGGUGCUGCGACACGUCUUCGAGCCCAGGAGCAACUCGAUGACUAGGUACUACAUGUACGGCUACCUGCUGCCGGCCCUGAUUAUCAUCGUUACCAACACCGUGGCGCUGGCCGCCGACCAGUAUGCCUACGUCAGGGAUGAAUUCUGUUGGCUAACGGUUCCGUACUUCAUCUGGUUCUACAACGGUCCGAUCGCCGUGGUGCUGAUCAUGAACAUGUUCGUGCUGAUCCUGGCGUACCGGUCAGCCGCCUCGCUGAAGGUCAACAAGCUCAGAGCCAAGAAGGAGAAGCUGAAGCGCUGGCUGAAGGGCUGGUUCUCACUCUCCUGCCUGCUCGGCGUCCAGUGGGCGAUCGGAUACAUCUACGUGGACGGGUCCAGCGUCUUCGACUACAUCUUCACUGCUCUUAACUGCUCACAGGGCCUGCUGAUCUUCAUCUUCCACUGCGUCCUGCGGGAGAAGACGCGACAGAUUCUGCUGGGCCGGUUCAGCACGGCCAAGCGCAGCACCAUGAUGAACAGCGUGUACGGCCAGAUGGUGAUUGCCGAGAGAAAGAAGCAGGAGUACCGGCAGUCACGAAUGUCACACGACACGUGCGUCACGACGCUGUCCAACUCGGCCUCACCGGCCAACAGCGAGUCGCCCGACUCGUCACCGGCCAGUGAGAGGAGCAGCUCGUCAUCGGGCUCGGGCAGCUGCAAGGUGUCGGCUCGGUCGGCCAGCAGGAAGGGUCUGCCGUCACUGACCAGGGGCUUCUCGAGCGACACACAGACCAGCUCCAGCAGUCUCCGCGGCAGGGUCAAUCUGGCGUUCCAGCCGGACGAGCCGUGGGCGCCGCUGCCGGACAUCUCGGAGGAGACGGACGGCGCCGGGUCGCCGCGCCACGGGCCCGUCCCGGUGCCGGGCCGCGGCUCACAGGGCGCGCGCGCACACCACCCCGCGCACCACGACGGCGUGGAGAUCUACAGGAGUCACAGCGUGGCGGCUCUGCGGCACGGGAAGGCCCACUGAGCCGGUCAGAGGUGGUAUCAGACCCGGCUCUGAGCUCCGACGGACCGUCCCGAGCCUGUCGGAAAACAUCAGCCAAUACCAACCUCAUUCUGAGCGGGCAGCUCUGUUCGCAGCGGAUAACCAACACCCACAUCUGCAGCGGUGACCUGUUUGAUGGCCGCCAAAAUAGCUAUUCUGGCGUCAUCUACCGCCUUUACAGCUGUUCCAGUGGCAUUGAGUGAGCACGAGCAUGAGACAUCGAGUUUUCAAUCACCACCGAGCGUGAAAGACGAACCUAAGACCCGGUAACUGCUUCGGAUUAUGGACAGUGUAUUAGUGCUUCCGCCUCGAUAGACCACAGAGAUGGAACAUUAUGCAGAGACGGAACAUUAUGCACGAUCGGGACCUGUGGCAUCCGGAGGGGGCCGGUCUCUGAGCGCCCUGAGCCCGCGCUCCGACGACCGGCCUCGAGUCGGGAGGGUCGGCCGAGGUGUGUUCCAGUGCCAGGAGCCGCCAGUUCUGGACACAGAUGGACUGCCUCAGGGAGGCCCGAAUGGGGUGUACCGGAACAGAGCACCGAAGUACUGCGACGGAUGCCAGCCGCUGAAAAAGAACCGUCGCGAGACUGCUGCGUGACCGAGACCGCAGUGAAGCCGAGAGGAAGAAGGCCAAUGUUGCUGAAUGAUGAGCCAGGAGGAAAGGCUCGCGAAGUUCAGCAUUACGUUAACUGAAUGACUAGUCGUCAUGAUACUAUAACUAAGCAACUGGUUGUAUUGUCAAAUGUGUCGUUUGUGCGAGCCUUCAACGUACCGUGUACGAGCCGCCUUGAGUAUUUACAAGCUUGAGUGUCCAGCUUUAUGGCGAGUCAAUGUGGCGCCACGGGAUCUCAGCAUGCGAAUAAGGACGGUGAAAUAUAAGAUAUCCGUAUUACGCAAGUGAUUGACUACGAGUAAGAGCUUAAAGUAUUGUUCGUAGAUAAACAACGCCUCUAAUUGAGGCAGGUCAACUCGUGUUCGAAAAAAUAGGGAUACCUGAUCCCAAGAUAGAUUGAACACAGACGAUCCGUCGCGUCCGAUGACGUGAGUCAACUCAUGACACUCGUCCGUAGUUCCGGACAGCUUACAUGGAACAACGCCCAACUCACCCGAUGGCAGCUGUACCAUCUACUGCCAAAUCAGUGUUUUUGUUACAUACUGCCUCGACAUUUCGGGGCGUGCCAGCUGAUGUUGAGAUGACCUGUGAAUGCGAUCGAUUACACUCUAUCCUCUGUUAUCACCUAAGGUUAAGAAUCGGAAUACAUCACCCAAUGAAUCAAA